CUUUUUCUCAAAAUCACAAAUACACUAAUCUCAUAAACCCCCAAAACCUCUGCAUAAAUAUUUCUAGAUAAGCUGAAAUUAUGAGGCCUUCUUCUUCACUCUCUGAAAAUUCAUCAAACUGGUCGAGUUUAUGGAUUUAAUGGUGCCUAUACAGCAAAGCCGUGAAGGGUUUUGUUUGUUUCAUUCUUUUUGUAAGGAUAGUGAUAUAAAGAUUCAAACUUUAAGGUGUAAAGAUAGGGUUAGAGUUUGUUUUAGUGGUGGUGUUAAAGUGUUUGAUGGGGAAAAGUUUGAUUCUGGUGGAAAUGGUGAUGGGUUGGGGAGAAAUGAGGUUUUUUCGGAGAAAAGGCGAAAUGAGGUAUCUGCUGUUUCAAGGUCUGAUAAUUUUGGGUUGAAUGGGGAGGGGGCUAAUUUUGAUGUUAGGAAUGGGGGAGGUUUGAGUUUAAGUAAGUAUUGUUGUUCGCGGAAUUUUGAGGAGUAUGAGAGUAAUAAUUGUCUUCGAAGAUUGGUUAGGGAUGGGGAGUUGGAGGAGGGUUUUAGGUGUUUAGAGAGGAUGGUUUAUCAAGGGGAUGUUCCUGAUAUUAUUACUUGCACAAGUUUGAUUAAGAAUUUUUGUCGGGUUCGGAAAACGAAGAAGGCUGCUAGAGUUUUGGAAAUUCUUGAGGAGUCUGGCGCUGUUCCUGAUGUUAUCACUUACAAUGUGUUGAUUAGUGGGUAUUGUAAGGUGGGAGAGAUUAAUAGUGCAUUAGAGGUUUUGGAUCGGAUGAGUGUUGCUCCUGAUGUUGUUACCUAUAAUACUAUCUUGCGUAGUUUAUGUGAUCGUGGGAAACUUAAUCAAGCAAUGGAAGUUCUUGAUAGGCAGUUGCAGAAGGAGUGUUAUCCUGAUGUUAUUACGUACACAAUUUUGAUUGAAGCCACUUGCAAGGAAAGUGGGGUAGAUCAAGCAAUGAAGCUGUUGGAUGAAAUGAGUAGUAACGGUUGUAAACCGGAUGUUGUUACUUAUAAUGUCCUUAUCAAUGGUAUUUGUAAGGAAGAAAGGUUGGAUGAAGCAAUCACAUUUUUAGAUAAUAUGGUAUCGUUGUAUGGGUGCCAGCCAAACGUAAUUACCUAUAAUAUUGUACUCUUUAGCAUGUGUAACACUGGGAAGUGGACGGAUGCUGAAAAGCUUUUGACCGAGAUGCUGCGCAAAGGGUGUUCUCCUAGUGUUGUUACCUUUAACAUAUUAAUUAAUUUCUUUUGUAGGAGAGGAUUAUUGGGUCGAGCAAUUGAUAUUUUGGAUAAGAUGCCUGAGUAUGGAUGUACUCCGAAUUCAUUGAGUUAUAAUCCAUUGCUUCAUUGGUUUUGUAAAGAAAAGAAAUUGGACAGGGCAAUCGAAUAUCUACAUGUUAUGGUGUCUAGAGGGUGUUACCCUGAUAUUGUGACCUAUAAUACACUGCUAACUGCUUUAUGUAAAGAUGGAAAAGUUGGUAUAGCUGUCGAGAUACUUAAUCAGCUAAGUAGGAAAGGUUGCCCUCCCGUUUUGAUCACUUACAAUACAGUGAUUGAUGGCCUUACAAAAGUAGGAAAAACAAAAUUUGCUAUAGAGCUGUUGGGUGAAAUGCGAGGAAAGGGACUCCAACCUGAUAUAAUCACCUAUUCAUCACUUGUUGGAGGGCUUAGCAGAGAAGGUAAAAUUGAGGAGGCAGUUAAUUUCUUUCAUGACUUGGAAGGUCUAGGUGUCAGGCCUAAUGCUAUUACCUACAAUAAUGUCAUGCUGGGGCUUUGUAAAGCUCAUAGAACUGAUCGUGCCAUCGACUUCUUGAUUAAUAUGGUAGCUAAGGGAUGUAAACCUACUGUAGGGACAUACACUAUUCUCAUUGAAGGUUUAGCUUAUGAAGGUCUAGUAAAGGAAGCCUUGGAGAUUUUGAACGAGUUGUGCUCCAGGGGUGCUGUGAAGAGAAGGUCUGCACGACAAAUGGCGGCCAAGAUAUAAAUUUUGAACGAGUCUUCAUUUUGCGAUGAAUACACCUCUAAGUUUUGAAUGCAUUUUCUUGUUUUACAAUUUGCUAUCAAUUGUCUUGCAGCAACAGAAAAUUAUAUAUAUACUGUUAAAAAAGCCCAGAUUAUGCUGCUAUUUGUGCUGUCUGGACCUGUAAAGUUGAUAUGCAUUUUGUGAUUAAGUUCAGUACUUAGUUUCUUCAUUCCCGGGCAGAAAUACAUUUCUCUUCCGUUAAUUGCAAUGGUCGAGAUAUAUGUUUUUGUCAAUAUAUUCUGCGUCAAGGCCUUUUAGCCGCUUAAGGCUUUAACUGA
Daucus carota subsp. sativus is the source of this 2286-nucleotide messenger RNA. RefSeq names its product pentatricopeptide repeat-containing protein At1g09900. Bases 131 to 1969 code for a protein of 612 amino acids. Lineage: Eukaryota; Viridiplantae; Streptophyta; Magnoliopsida; Apiales; Apiaceae. The record is from RefSeq and is a predicted model, not a curated record. Gene Ontology annotation, molecular function: protein binding; mRNA binding. The transcript has 2 exons.